AUUUUAUCUUCUUUAUCCUGUCCGGUUUUUAAAUAUGGAGUAUAUGCUCGUAACCCGAAGGAAUUUUGUCCGUCUUUUGUAGCAUUAAAAUGAACAUACAUAUAUCUAAAGGCUGGAAACUUUCUCGUGUCUUCUAAACAAUUGGAUUACUGAUUCAAAAAUAAGCUCGUAUUUAAAUUGUCCCUCGUUUUUUUUCGACUUUAAUUUUCUGAGGAAAACGACCAGCUGUAAGAGAGCCAAUUCAGUCAAAAUUAUUGGACCUUUUCUAUAUUUAUCAAAUUUGGUUAUUCUCUUAAUAGUAUUGUUUCAUGGAAUCUGAUUGAGGAAUGAGAGCUCUUGCUCUUUUCGUUUCUGUGCUGCCCACCCUUCUCUCCUUCUCGUAAUACUGCUUCCUAUAUUUCUGGCGUUAAAAGUGCUUGCCUUGUUAUUACUAAAGAGUUAAUUAAAUUAUUAUAUUUUUUAUACAUAUUAAAGCAGAUUAUGUCGGAACCGUCGAAAGAAGUAGUCGAAAUUCGUCCGGCAAGUACUGAAGAAGACUGGAAAGCUGUCAAAGCCAUUGCGGUCAAUGGUAUUACCGGACAAUCGAAGAAUCUUUCUCAACAGGUCUUUUGGCAUCCUAUCUACUUGGCCGCGUGCGGAUUCGUUUUUUUAGGCGUACAUCGCCUGGCCAAUAUGACAGAAGGAAACACUUUUCUAAGGACAAUCUUAUUAGGAGUAUUUGUGAGUGCUUCUUUUUUAACCGUCAUGGAAAUUCCUUGUCGCAAACUAUUUUCUUCACUUGCUGAUGAAAUGGUCGAAGAUACCGGUAAUUUGCGCGAUGAAAACCUAAAGCAUUUCUAUUUAGCAUACCUCAACAAAGAUCGAUUGAUUGGAAUCAUUGGUCUUCUUCCUCCAGAUGCAGUUGGUGCUUAUAACCAUACUCCGACCAUUGUUCAUUGGAAUGUGAUUCCCAAGUUUUACAAAUUUGCUUACGACUUGUUAGACGUGGCUUUAAACGAUGCGAAAAAAUUGAAUCAAAAUAAGGUUUCAGCAAAAGUAUUUACCACCGAUAAAUGGAUUCUACAAAGUCUCAAGUCCGAUGGUUUUGAACCCGUUGUCGAUGAGGCAUUUGACUAUUUAUCGUUUUUUGGUUUGCGACAUGUCAUAUUACAAACUUCAUUAAAAGAUCGUCUUAAAAGGAAUCAAACAUCGAGAAACUGAAAAAAAAGAGGGUGCUUGGUUUUUUCCGUUUGUUUCCUCUUGUGUUUAUGAGCGACAUACCUCUAAUUAUAAAUUUGAAGAAAGUAAAAGUAAAUAAGAAAUUAUAUGAAAUAUUUUUUAGCAGUAUAGCUUUUAAGAAGCUGUUCUUAGUCACUUUUACUGCGUUUAGCCUGAUGGUUUGGAAUUUCUAUGUGACAGUUAUAAACGGAUAUUCAUUUGCAUAUCAUACGAGAUACUUCUACUUAGUUUAGCUUACAUAGACAAUUGUUCGUAUUGAUAGUCCAGCUUUGCGAAACUAUAACUGCUUGCUUUUAGUUGAGGUAUUAUGACAUUUCAUUUUUCAUUUUCUGAACUGCUAAGCUGCAAAGAAGUAUGAGAAAAUAAUAUUUAGUUUAGUUCUAUUCAAUCUACUACUUCAC
Messenger RNA from Schizosaccharomyces cryophilus OY26, 1619 nucleotides. Its product is annotated as endoplasmic reticulum resident protein. NCBI's taxonomy places the organism in Eukaryota, Fungi, Ascomycota, Schizosaccharomycetes, Schizosaccharomycetales, Schizosaccharomycetaceae. The transcript has a single exon. The coding region runs from base 481 to 1200 and encodes 239 amino acids. The record is from RefSeq and is a predicted model, not a curated record.